AUGGCUGCCGUCGAGGUUUUAGGUUUAGGAUAUGGCGGAAUCCGCCCAAGGAGCCCUUUUGGAUUGCAUCCGGCCACGACCCAGCCUUGGACGACUGGGUGGGAUGAGGAGGAUACCCGGAUAAGGCUGAGGCUCCUGGCGCGCGCAUGGGUUGCAUCGCGAGCUCCCAAGUCUUACGGACAGGACGCAGCAUGCUCGAGAGUGGGCAUAUAUCCGGAUUUGGCAUCUACGUGGCGCUGCAGACGGGCCUACGAGCCACUGAAGCCUCCCAUUCCAGCUCCGGCUUCUGUUCGAGAAUGCCCGUCCAAAUCCCCUCAUACCUCCCAGCCGAGUGACGACGCUCCCAACUUGCACGAUACCGAGACCCUCGCCCGUCGUAACCCUCCGAAUCCUACUGAUAUUCCUAUUAGCGCCUCCGCCCAGCCCCGAAGGAACGAAGAUACCCCAUCCUGGUUUAAUGACCCCGCCAUGAAUCCCCGCGUUGACUUCCAGUCGCAGGACGGAUUCCAGCAGGCGGCAAAGAAGGGCAAGAAGGCAGCCAAAGCUGCGGCGAAGUCUAAGUGGGGAGAUGACGACGAAGAUAAUGGAAGCAAGAAAGAGGACGGCGAAGGAGGGGAUGGGGGCGACAAAGGUUCAGGGGACACUGGUGCUGGCGCUGGUGAUAAUGGCGAUGGCGAUAAGAAGGAUGAGCUAAACGGCAACGGCGAUGGGGCGGGGGACACCAAGCCUGAAGAUGACUGGGAUAGCUUCAUGCCAGCCAAAGGAAAGAAGAAGGGUAAGAAGAACAACAAGGUGGAGGAGCCUCCCGCUCCCCCUGCGGAAGAGAAGUUCGAUGCUUUCCAUGAAAUUAAAUUGGAUGAUACUGCACCGAUGCUGGACCUGAAUUUCGACAGUGGUCCUGCAGGUAAGUCUGGCACGUCAGGCUUUGGCGCGUGGGGCAGUAGUUGGAAUACAGGAACCACAAACACCUGGGACUUCUCUGCCACAGCGGCCACAGAUUCCAAAACAAAGGAGCCUGAGAUCGAAAGCAAUCCAUGGAGUGCCAAUGGCGGGAAAUCGAAGAAGAAGAAGAAUUCGGGUAUUUCUUUUGGGGCUCUUGAUGAAGAGGAAAAGCCGGCGGAACCUGAUCCCCAAGUGGACAAAAAGGCUGAAGAAGACGCAUUCGACUUCGGCUUUACAGCCCCUGUAUCCAAGAAAGACAAGAAGAAGAAGAAGGGAGCAUUUGCAGAACCCGAAGAAACUAAAGUAGAACCUACGCCAGCCGUCGACGAGGGCGCAGCUGAAGACGACUGGGGGGGGUGGGGUACUGCUAAGUCGAACAAGAAGGGAAAGAAAUCUGACCCAGAUCCACCGAAUACCGAACCGAAAUUGGUAGAUCCCACCCCCGUAGACGAUGAAUGGGCUUUUGGGUCUUCUAAGAAGGACAAGAAGAAGAAGAAAAAUGCGGUCGAGGAGCUCCCCAUAGUCGAGGAACCCCCGCCACCUGAACCCGAACCUGAGCCCGUAGCUGACGACGGAUGGGGCACUUUUGGGACUGGUAAGAAAGACAAAAAGAAGAAGAAGGGUGGGGCUGUGGAACUCCCCAAGGUCGAGGAACCGCCACCACCUGAACCUGAGCCUGAGCCCGUAGCUGAUGACGGGUGGGGUUCUUUUGGAACUUCAAAGAAGGACAAGAAGAAAAAGAAAGGCGUGGUUGAAGAACCACCGCCACCGCCCGAGCCUGAACCUGAACCUGAACCGGCAGCCGAUGACGGAUGGGGUUCUUUUGGAACUUCAAAGAAGGAGAAGAAGAAGAAGAAGGGCGCGGUUGAGGAUCCACCCAAAGUUGAAGAACCACCGCCUGAGCCUGAACCCGAACCCGUAGUUGAUGAAGGGUGGGGUUCUUUUUCAACUUCGAAGAAUAAGAAGAAGAAAGGGAAGAACGUGUUCGAGGAACCACUUAAGGUUGAAGAACCGCCGCCGCCACCACCACCUGAGCCUGAACCCGUAAUUGAUGGCGGAUGGGGUUCUAUUGGAACUUCGAAAAAAGAUAAGAAGAAGAAGAAAGGCGUGGUUGAGGAUCCACCCAAAGUUGAAGAACCACCGCCUGAGCCUGAACCCGAGCCCGUAGUUGAUGAAGGGUGGGGUUCUUUUUCAACUUCGAAGAAGGAUAAGAAGAAGAAAGGGAAGAACGUGAUCGAGGAACCACCCAAGGUUGAAGAACCGCCGCCGCCACCACCGCCUGAACCUGAACCUGAACCUGAACCCGUACUUGAUGACGGAUGGGGUUUUGGAACUUCGAAAAAAGAUAAGAAGAAAAAGGGGAAAGCCAGCAGUACAGAACCCCCUAAGCCUGAAGAACCGCCUGCUCCCGAGCCAGAGAUACAACCAGUAGUAGACGAUUUUGGGUGGGGAACCUCGAAGAAAGACAAAAAGAAGAAGGGAAAAAAUGUUGUCGAGGAACCUGCCAAAAUUGAAGAGGUCGUAAUUCCGGACCCAGAACCCGAGCCCGAACCGGUCGUUGAUGACGGAUGGGGUUUUGGAACUUCGAAAAAGGACAAAAAAAAGAAGGUCAAGAACGUGGUCGAGGAACCCCCGCCACCUGAACCCGAACCUGAACCCGCAACUGAUGAUUUUGGUUGGGGCUCUGUGGGGACAAAGCAGGAUAAAAAGAAGAAAGGCAAAGGCAUUGUUGAAGAUCCUGCCCCGGAGCCAGAUAAGCCUCUUGAAGAUGACACGAGCUUUGGGACCUGGGGCUCCACUAAAAAGGACAAGAAGAAGGGUGGGAAGUCUAAAGAGAUGUCUCCUCCGCCUACCGAGCCGGCUCCCAUAUUCGAGGCGAUCGAGCAACCUGAAAACGACGAUUGGAUGGAUUGGGGCCAAAAGAAGGAUAAGAAACAGACAAAGGGCUCGAAAGCUCUGUUCGAUGUUGGCGCGGAAGAACCCGAACCUACCGUUCCUGAAGUUGCUGCGGACGAUGACUUUAUGGGUGGCUGGGGCUCUACGAAGAAGGACAAAAAGAAAAAGGGCCUGUUCGAUGUGGACUCGAUCAAACCCGAUGCGGUCGAAGAGCCAAAAGCCGAUGAUCCUUGGGCCACCCCCUCUUCGAAAAAGGAUAAGAAGAAAGGUAAAGGCAAGAAUGCCGUAAUAGAGGUAGUCGAUGAAACCCCAGCUCCUGAGCCUGAUCCAGUUGUAGAUACUAAGGCUGCCGGCGACGAUUGGGGAGCGUGGCCCACAACGUCUACCAAAAAGGAUAAGAAAGGGAAAUCAAAGAAAACUGACGACUUACCUCCUCCCGCCCCGACACCACCGUCCAUGGAUCUCACCGAACCGGAACCAGAUCCUUGGGAUUGUGAAACGACUGCAAAAAGUUCCAAGUCGAAGGAUGAAGAAGCCCCACCCACUCGGAAGCUUACUAAGAAGGAGCAAAAGGAGGCCGAGAAGGCGAAGAAGAAGGCGGACAAGGAGGAGGCUGAUGCCAAAGCUGCCGAAGCAAAAGAGGCUGAAGAGAGAGCCCAGGCUGAAGAAGCGGAAGCUAAGGCUAGAGAGGAGGCCGAGGCACUGGCGAAAGAGGCGAAAGAGGCCAAAGCAUCAAAGCCAAAGUUGACGAAGCGGGAACAGAAGAAGGCAGACGAGGCGGCGGCUAAGCAGAAGGCGGCGGAUGAAGCUGCUGCUGCAGCCAAAGAAGCUGAGGAACAGGCGGAGCGAGAGAGAGCAGAGGAGGAGGAAGCGGCUCGUGCAAAGGAAGCAGAAGAGCAAGCAGCGCGAGAUAAGGAGCUGCUGGGUUCUAAGAAGUCCAAAAAGGACUCAAAGACCUCGAAGUUGAAGAAGGGGGCUAAAGGCGCCCCGGAGCCGGAGCCGGAACCCGAACCCGAGCCGGAGCCGGAACCAUUAAUUGACAUCGACCCGCCCGCCGACACGUCUGAAGCAUUUAGUUUCUGGGGCGCAACGAAGAAAACAAGCAAGUCCAAGACGAGCAAGGGGCUGGCGCGAGACGAGAUUGCGAUGGCGGGUGCUGACAAAGCGAAGCUUCCAGAAGCCGCUACCAGCUCUAAGGACACGACUGCAUCUUGGAAGCCUGCUGCUGUCGCCGCAACGACUGCUGCAGCUGCAGCGUCCAUGAGGGCUUCGGUCGUGACCAAGAAGCCCGUUGGCGGAAAGAUUGCUGACCGAUUGAAGGCCUUUGAGACACCGAAGGAGGCAGAAGCUGUCCCGCCACCGCCGCCGCCCCCUCCAUCACCCCCGCCUAAAGAGGAUAAAAAGAAAUCUAAAUCGCAAACCUCCAAAGCCAAAGACAAGAGCGCUGCCAGCGAAAAAGCUGCGUUGCCUAGUAAGACUGCGACAGCUAAAGCUGUACCCGGGAGUUUCCCCACUGAUAUCGUCGACGACGACACAGCGGACGAGGAGAUGCCUGCUGCAGCCAAGCCCAAGAGCAAGAGCAAGUCCUCUAAGGCCAAGGAGCCUACGAAGGAGAAAGUUGUGCCUAUUAGUCCCCCAACCCCGCCUCCAGAACCCAAGUCAUCUAAGAAAGAACGGCCACGGGUUGUUCGCGAUGGGUCUUCUUGGGGUGCAUGGGGCGCUGCCCCGCGCAAAGACGAGAAGAAGCCCUCCAAAGACCGGAAAUCUGACAGCGCACCUACGCCUGUCAAGGAGGAGAAGAAAUCUAAGGAUGGAGAAGUAAAGCGCGCAAAAUCAUCGAAAAGGUCAACAGAAAAGGAAGAAAAGAGCUCAUCUAAAGACUCUUCGUCAGACAAGGCAGAUCGGCCGCCGAAGUCGAGAGGACUUUCAAGCAUGUUCAGCAGCGCACCGCCCCUCUCAAGGUCUAAAUCUGUCUCGGAUAGGCGACCGAGUGCAAGUGGUCGAACCAGUUCCCGGCGGCAGUCUGUGGUCAUCGAUGGCUCGGGUAUCCCAUCUCCACCGCCAGAGAUAUCCGCAAAAGCCGCAAAGAUGCUUGGUAUCAAACCCGGAAAACUGUCCAGGAGCAAAUCCGAGAAACAGAGCAAAUCACGUGGUCUGCUUGAUGAUGAUGAUGAUGAUAUUGUAAUGGUCGGAGGCAGUGAAGAUCAAGCCAGUCCGGAACGAUCCAGCCGUGACCGGAAAAGAAAAUCGAAGGUAAUUUCAGACCCAAUUUACACAAGCGCCCCGCCACCGGCGGUACCAAUGCCACCCCGAGCCGCCGACUUACCAUAUCGAAGAAGAGGGGUGCCAUUUGAAGUGGAGUCAAGCGCUAACACCAGAAAAUUUAAGCAGGCGAAACAAGAAGAUGAUAUCGUUAUGGUUGAUGCCGGAGGCCCUUCAGAGAAUUUGGGCUCCACUGGACUGAAAAGGUCUGACUCGAGGGCGAAGAAGGGUGCUGGACUCGGUGGGAUGUUUGGUGGAUUGCUCUCAAAAUCACGACCUGAUAACAAACGCCGCAGCACUGCUCUCACUGAUGAUGAAGGUCCCCGAGGCCUCAGACGCGAGGAUCGGAAAAUCAAGCGGCCUGCAGUGGAUCGUUCAGGUGGCGAUGUCACGGAUCGCGACGUAACAAUGUCUGGCGGAGCUGCAGAGGAAGAUCAGGAAGCCCGAAGAGCAGCUAGGCGGACAAGGCGAGCCGAGCGAGAGGCUUCUGAAAAAGCAGCCGAGGAUGCUCGAAGAGCAAAGGAGGAGGAAAGGCGAGAGCGUCGGAAGAAAGAAGAGGAGCAGCUCGAAGUUCGCCGGCAACGGGAGAAGGAGGCAAGACGCGCAGCCCGGCGGGAGCAGAAAGCCCAGGAGGAAGCUGCCCGGCAGGCUGCAGAAGAAAAGGAGGCGACUCGGGAAGAGCGGCGUCGGGCUAGGAGGGCCGAAAAGGAGGCUGCGUACACCGACGCUGAACCUCCGGCAGAAGAUCCAGGGCGACUCAAGAAGUCAAGUCGGAGAAGGUCACAUAUUGAUACGCCAGCCGAGGAUAGUGAAGAACGCCGGCGGAGGCGCCAAGAACGACGUUCUAUGCGUUCUGGGGACAGCCCAAGAACUAGUCGCCGCAAAUCGGCCCCUGUUGUAGAUGACUAUUUCGAUCCUCGAAACGGAAGCAAAUCUCGUCGUACGGAUGAUGAGUUCAUGGCGGCAGACGGUCCGGUUUAUCAGGACUCCAAGCGCAAGAAGGCUGGCUGGCCACAUUCCGGGACAGAUUCGUGGGUGAAAGAUCAUUCUGAUGCUCCGCCACCACCUGAGGACACCCCAUCCGCGGAAGGAGCUGGAGAUGGUGGAAUGACUGAUGACAACGCAAGAAGAUCGAGGAAGUCGCAUCGACGUUCGAAGCAUGACGACGACGAUCCGGAAGAACGGAGACGGAGACGCGAGUCGCGCCGGAUGGACAAGGAAGUCGGCAAGAGCACGGAAGGUAGUCAAGGUGAUGGGCGGCGAUCUAGUCGUAGAGACUCUGGCUUUGUCGAUACGACUCCUUCUAGGGGUGCUAGCGCCACUGGAGGGCUAUUUAGUCGAUGGAAGAAGAUUGCUGGAGUUUAG
Molecule: messenger RNA, 6465 nt
Organism: Venustampulla echinocandica
Lineage: Eukaryota; Fungi; Ascomycota; Leotiomycetes; Helotiales; Pleuroascaceae
Exons: 4
Coding region: 1-6465 (2154 amino acids)
Source: RefSeq, a predicted model, not a curated record